Solanum stenotomum is the source of this 1210-nucleotide messenger RNA. RefSeq names its product transcription factor MYB26-like. Bases 1 to 1110 code for a protein of 369 amino acids. The transcript is spliced from 4 exons. The record is from RefSeq and is a predicted model, not a curated record. NCBI's taxonomy places the organism in Eukaryota, Viridiplantae, Streptophyta, Magnoliopsida, Solanales, Solanaceae.
AUGGGACAUCAUACAUGUUGUAACAAACAAAAAGUGAAGAGAGGGCUAUGGUCUCCUGAAGAAGAUGAAAAACUUAUUAACUACAUUACUAAUUAUGGUCAUGCUUGUUGGAGCUCUGUUCCUAAGCUUGCAGGGCUUCAAAGAUGUGGGAAGAGCUGCAGAUUGAGGUGGAUAAAUUAUCUAAGACCAGAUUUGAAACGUGGGAGUUUCUCCCCUCAAGAAGCAGCACUUAUCAUUGAGCUCCAUGGCAUUCUUGGCAACAGGUGGGCACAAAUAGCAAAGCAUUUACCUGGAAGAACAGACAACGAAGUGAAGAAUUUUUGGAAUUCAAGCAUCAAGAAGAAGCUCCAUCUUUCUCAUGGAAUCCUCCCUGAUCUCUCCAUCAUCUUUCCUAAUUAUAAUAAUCUCAUGACUAAUCCAAACCCUAAUCCCUCUUUUGAUAAUUUCUACUCAUUCAACCCCAAUGUUCCUAUUACUAAUAGUUUCAUGUCAAGUAUAAAUUCUCCCCUAAUUCUUGACCAAAUGAACAACAUUAAUCAUAAUGGGGAUUUGAAUUUAACUAAUCAAGUGAUGCCUAAUUCCCUUCCAAAUUUGUCAUUUGACUCAAUUUCAAAUGAUCCUACAUGGUUUAAUUUCAAUUAUCCUAAUCAUCUUCAAUAUGAUCUUGAAUACAACCCUAGUGUUAUUAAACAAGACAACUCCAUUAAUUCCAUGCUCACCUCCAACAUUUCAUUGAAUUGCACUAAUGGGGAGAAUUUCAUGGAUUCAACAAACACGGCUAUCAAAAUUCAUCAAGAUUUAAUGAUGACACCUUCGUGUUUGCCUAAGCUUUCUGAAAUUAUAAAGGAGAACGAAGAUGGCAUUCUAGAAUCAACUCCAAUUGUGUCACAACAUGACUCCAUGGUGGUCAAUAGUACUCUCCCAUGUACUUUCCCAACUAGUUAUAUUAUGAAUCCACAUAAUAAUGUGCAUAGAGUCGUCAAUGAAAUUGAGCUAAUGAAAUCCUUACACAUGUCAUCAUCAUCAUCAUCGUCAAAAUCAUCAAAUUCAUCGUCAUUGUCAGCACUUUCAUGCAGUCAAUUUAUGAUGAACCCUAGAACUUGGGAUUGAUCAUAGAGACAUGUUGGCUUUUGUGAUGAAAAUGGUCAUGAAAAAGAUGGUAAGCUUUUUAUUUUCUAAGGGAGUUUUUAUGAUGAAGGAAGUUUCAUAU